This is a messenger RNA of Megalops cyprinoides (Indo-Pacific tarpon), 2223 nucleotides long. It is a transcript of the gene dctn2, whose product is annotated as dynactin 2 (p50). The transcript has 16 exons. Gene Ontology annotation, cellular component: centrosome; dynactin complex; cytoplasm. The record is from RefSeq and is a predicted model, not a curated record. Gene Ontology annotation, biological process: mitotic spindle organization. Lineage: Eukaryota; Metazoa; Chordata; Actinopteri; Elopiformes; Megalopidae. The coding region runs from base 243 to 1469 and encodes 408 amino acids.
UUUACCGGCAACUCGACUCACGGGGCGUUGGAACUGUCAAAUAGGUAACCCUCGUAUCCAUAGAUGUGGCCUGCUUAAUGCGUUAUCAAAACAAUACCCAGACAGCCGAUGCAUAAAAUAUAUUCAGUGUAGGUGUCACCACAGCGAGUUCUCGUCCCAUCACUACCAAACCACGCUGAGCAGUCUGUUCUUUCUUCAUACUUCGCCCUCCUCCGAUCAAAUCGUCUGCAGAUUGUACAACAAUGGCGGACCCCAAAUACGCCAACCUGCCAGGAAUCGCUUCAAAUGAGCCAGAUGUUUAUGAGACUAGCGACCUACCUGAGGAUGACCAGGCGCAGUUUGAGUCGUUUGUGCAAGAGCUGGAGGAGCUGUGCAGUGACAGUGUGGAGCGCAUUGUAGUCAACCCAAACGCAGCCUAUGACAAGUUCAAGGACAAGCGGGUCAGCACCAAGGGUCUCGAUUUCUCGGAUCGCAUCAGCAAGAACAGGAGAGUAGGCUAUGAAUCAGGAGAGUAUGAAAUACUGGCAGAGGGCUGUGGAGUGAAGGAGACUCCACAGCAGAAGUACCAGCGGCUGGUGAAUGAGAUCCAGGAGCUGACCCAGGAGGUGGAGAGCAUCCAGGUCAGCACGCGUGAGAGCAGCGCGGAGGAGAGGCUGACCCCCGUGGUCCUGGCCCAGCAGGCCGCCCAGCUUAAGCAGCAGCUAGUCUCCGCCCACCUGGACUCUUUGCUGGGCCCCCAGGCACACAUCAACCUGGCCGACCCCGAUGGAGCACUCGCCAAGCGCCUGCUCACCCAGCUGGAGGCGGCGCGCGGUAGCCGUGGCGGCGCGGGCGGAGAGGGCAAGGCCAGCGGGGCGAAGGGCCCGGACGGCGUGGUGCUGUACGAGCUGCACAGCCGGCCCGAGCAGGACCGCUUCACCGAGUCUGCCAAGAUAGCAGAGCUGGAGAAGCGUCUUGCAGAGCUGGAGACGGCAGUGGGGUCUGGCUCAGACAAACAGAGUCCUCUCACCGGCGGAGUGCAGGGAGCCAGUCUGAUGGACACCAUGGAGCUGCUGCAGGCGAGGGUCAGCGCCCUGGACUCUGCCACGCUGGACCAGGUGGAGGCCAGGCUGCAGAGCGUACUGGGUAAGAUGAAUGAGAUUGCGAAGCACAAGGCAGCAAUUGAAGAUGCAGAUACACAGAACAAGGUGUCGCAGCUUUAUGAGGUCAUCCAGAAGUGGGAUGCCAUGGCGACCACUCUGCCUCAGGUGGUGCAGCGGCUGAUUGCAGUUAAGGAGUUGCACGAGCAAGCCAUGCAGUUUGGGCAGUUGCUGACUCACCUGGAUACCACUCAGCAGAUGAUCAACAACUCUCUGAAAGAUAACAGCACACUGCUCGCGCAGGUUCAGCAGACCAUGAAGGAGAACCUGCAGGCGGUGGAGGAGAACUUUGCAGCUCUGGAUCAGAGGAUGAAGAAACUGUCUAAAUAAGUGUCUGUUAUCAGUCUGAUGGAGAAAAGGGACGCAGGAGUGUCUGGGUCUUUUCCCCUCUCUGUCUCAGUCCCUUUCUCCACCUCUGCCUUUUGUUUUGUUUUUUUUGCUAAAAGAAAAGUUGGAAUGUAGGAAAAAUGAAUGAGACCAAAUGCUCCCACACUACAGUAACCUCCACCCUGUUGUUUCAGUCUACUCCUCCCUCUCUCAGUUCUUGGCUUGAAUUGAGGCAAAGGUGGCCGCUUGUAUAUCCACUGGUCAUACUGAUUUCUUUUAAUACGUAAUGGAUUUUAGAAAUGAAUAAAAUGAUAUAUAUCGUCAUUUCUUAUUCAAGACCCUUUUAAAGGUAUGCCGCAAUUCCUGUGUCUGCCACACAGUUUGAAGUUGUGUUGACUGCUUAUGGGACUCCGCUUUGAAUCAGGAUGGCGUAUUAAGGUAGUAAGUUGUGCUCACAGGUGAAGGCUAUUUCUAUGAGAAUUUGAGCAAUGAAACAAACACUUCCACAAACUGAAGUCAUUUGCACGAGUACCUGUUAGAUUUUUGGCUUUAGCUGGGAGGUACCUGUGUACUGGGGCACGUCACGAAGGGAUGCUUGUAUAUAUGCCUGUGUACCUUAAGAUAUUUUCAUGCUCAGUUGCUUGUGUUAUAUUAUGAGACUGACCACCACAGGAUAACUUGCUUUGUCAAUGCCUACAAUGAAACUGUAUUGUACAUUAGACUGGUGUUGAAACCUGAAUUAAAUGUGCUUUAACCA